CUUUAAAUUGUCCCACACUGGGGCAGUCCCGCGCAGUUACCUUCCAGUGUGCAGCCAGUGCAGCCUCUCUGCACUUCCGGGGACUCUUGUUAUCUGCUUUAAGUGGGCGAUGCUGCUGCUUAAUUGCAACCUGGAGCAGGACGGUGGCCUUAAGAAUUUGCUGGAGACAGGAGCAUCAGUCAAUGCACCCCCGGAUCCCCAUGAGCAGUCGCCUGUUCACCUAGCUGCAGGGGGAGGACUUGCUUGCUUUCUUCUCUGGCAGCUGCAAACAGGCGCUGACCUCAACCAACAGGAUGUUUUGGGAGAAACUCCACUCCACAAGGCAGCCAAAGUUGGAAGCCUGGAAUGCCUUAGCCUCCUUGUGGCCAGUGAUGCCCAGAUUGACUUAUGUAAUAAGAAUGGGCAAACAGCUGAAGAUCUUGCUUGGUCAUGUGGAUUUCCAGAAUGUGCCAGGUAUCUAACAACAAUUAAAUGUAUGCAGAUAACAGAAUCAUCAGGUGAUCCCUAUGCUCCAGUACUCAGACAGAAGCGAAGUUUAGCAAGUGUGGAGAACAGAGCUCUGAAGAGGAAGUGUUGAUACCUUGUAGGCAAGAAGAGGCUUGAAGAAGGACUUAACUUGCGACAGAUCUACAAGCCAUGGCUGUGGCUUGCCAUAUACCUAAACUCCUGAGGAGGAAAACUUUCUUCUAAGUGAAGAGAACAUUCAUCAAUACAUGUAUUUACAUGACUAUAUUUUGACUGUGCAUGCUUUAUUUAACUUAUUAAAAGACUAUUCAAGGAAAAAA
This is a messenger RNA of Mesocricetus auratus (golden hamster), 785 nucleotides long. It is a transcript of the gene Ankrd37, whose product is annotated as ankyrin repeat domain 37. Lineage: Eukaryota; Metazoa; Chordata; Mammalia; Rodentia; Cricetidae. The transcript is spliced from 5 exons. Gene Ontology annotation, molecular function: protein binding. The coding region runs from base 110 to 577 and encodes 155 amino acids. The record is from RefSeq and is a predicted model, not a curated record.